CGCGCUGAUCACGUGACGGGGCGGCUCCGACGUCAGCCGGCGCUCGGUCAGUCACUGCGCCCACUCGGCCAGCCGCGCCGCCUGGCCUCUUCCAAGAUGGCGUUUACAUUCGCGGCCUUUUGUUAUAUGUUGGCGUUGCUGCUCACUGCCGCGCUCAUAUUCUUCGCAAUUUGGCAUAUUAUAGCAUUUGACGAAUUGAAGACUGACUACAAGAAUCCUAUAGACCAAUGUAAUACACUCAAUCCUCUGGUACUUCCCGAGUAUCUCAUCCAUGCCUUCUUCUGUGUCAUGUUUCUCUGUGCAUCUGAAUGGAUUACACUUGCUCUCAAUAUGCCAUUGCUGGGCUAUCAUAUUUGGAGGUACAUGACAAGGCCCGUGAUGAGUGUUCCAGGUCUCUAUGAUCCAACCACUAUUAUGAAUGCUGAUAUACUAGCAUACUGCCAGAAGGAAGGGUGGUGCAAGCUAGCAUUUUACCUCUUAUCCUUUUUUUACUACCUGUAUGGAAUGAUCUAUGUGCUGGUGAGUUCUUAAAUACAGUUCUGAGAUUCAAUGAAGUUAUGCACUCCACGAAGGAAACAAAAGGAUGAUGGUGGUUUUCCGAGAACGGGUUCGUCAGCGUAACUUAUAACUCAACAGAUAUGACGUGCUUAAAAAUAUACAAAUUGAUUGCUUUCCCUCACUUUCCAUGGACUUUUGUCCCCCAAAGUUUAUAAUUUUUUGCCUGUGCAGGAUUUCUUUAAUUUUGCCUUGGCCCAAAAAUCUGAAUUAUGUUUGAAUGUGUAUGAAAAUCAAUAAUUGCAAGAUUAUAUUUUCAGCAUAAAAUUGAAAUUGCACUCUUAUGUGAUGUAACUUAAAAUAACCUGGAUAUAUACUGUAAUACAGAAUUAUGUAACUAGGCCAAAAUGUUUGAAAAAUGUGACCAGUUCAAACAGAUAACUACGUUGAAUAUCCAAUUAUUCUGUUUGAAUAGUUAAAUCUCAUAGCAUACCAGCUUAUGGUUUCGUGACUUUAGCUUUUAGUUCUUCACACUGUCAACAGAAUUUAUUUUAAAAUGGCUUGAUAUUGUACUCACAAGGGCAAUGAUAGGUAUAACCAAUUACAGUCAAUUUGCAUGGAAAAGGAUCGAUUUAUGUAAAAACUUUAAUUUGAAAAUUCUGUAAAAUGUCAUUUUAAGUAAAGGUUUUUUUCUUUUGGACAUGGUGUUCAGCCGUUUUCACUCCAGUGGCAGUGCCAAAAUCAUUGAUUUGAGCUAAAAAUUUAUGUAGUCAAAGCUGAACUAUAAGACAUAAUAAAUUUGAGUCUCGUA
Leucoraja erinaceus (little skate) is the source of this 1306-nucleotide messenger RNA. RefSeq names its product cornichon family AMPA receptor auxiliary protein 1 (gene cnih1). Bases 97 to 531 code for a protein of 144 amino acids. Lineage: Eukaryota; Metazoa; Chordata; Chondrichthyes; Rajiformes; Rajidae. The transcript is spliced from 5 exons. Gene Ontology annotation, biological process: vesicle-mediated transport. The record is from RefSeq and is a predicted model, not a curated record.